ACAGCAUAAAACACCAUUUCAAAUCCUGUCCUCAUCCAAAGCACAAGCCAGCAGGUCCAGCACACGCAGCAGGCAGCACCGGACCCGUGCGCUGCCCCCGCCCCUCGGCCUCCGAUCCCAGCAACUCCGGCGAAUCGGCGACCGCUCCAGCGAGGCAGCGUCAGCCAUGAGGGAGAUCCUGCACAUCCAGGGCGGGCAGUGCGGGAACCAGAUCGGGGCUAAGUUCUGGGAGGUGAUCUGCGACGAGCACGGCAUCGACGCCACGGGCCGGUACGCGGGGGACUCCGACCUCCAGCUCGAGCGCAUCAACGUCUACUACAACGAGGCCAGCGGGGGGCGGUUCGUGCCGCGCGCCGUGCUCAUGGACCUCGAGCCUGGGACCAUGGACUCCGUGCGCUCGGGCCCCUUCGGCCAGAUCUUCCGCCCCGACAACUUCGUCUUCGGCCAGUCCGGCGCCGGGAACAAUUGGGCCAAGGGGCACUACACCGAGGGCGCAGAGCUCAUCGACUCCAUCCUCGACGUCGUCCGCAAGGAAGCCGAGAACUGCGACUGUCUCCAGGGAUUCCAAGUUUGCCAUUCUUUGGGAGGAGGCACUGGAUCUGGCAUGGGCACCCUUCUUAUUUCUAAGAUUAGGGAGGAGUAUCCUGAUAGAAUGAUGCUGACCUUCUCUGUCUUCCCAUCACCAAAGGUUUCAGAUACUGUUGUGGAGCCGUACAAUGCUACACUCUCGGUUCACCAACUUGUUGAGAAUGCUGAUGAAUGUAUGGUGCUUGACAAUGAAGCUCUGUAUGACAUAUGCUUCCGCACACUAAAGCUCGCCACCCCUACAUUUGGUGACCUGAACCACCUUAUCUCUGCUACCAUGAGUGGUGUCACAUGCUGCCUGAGGUUCCCUGGUCAGCUCAACUCCGACCUGCGCAAGCUUGCCGUGAACCUCAUCCCGUUCCCUCGUCUCCACUUCUUCAUGGUUGGCUUUGCGCCGCUGACCUCACGUGGAUCACAGCAGUACCGUGCCCUCACUGUCCCGGAGCUGACUCAGCAGAUGUGGGAUGCCAAGAACAUGAUGUGCGCUGCUGACCCCCGCCAUGGCCGCUACCUCACAGCUUCAGCCAUGUUCCGUGGGAAGAUGAGCACGAAGGAAGUGGACGAGCAGAUGCUCAACGUCCAGAACAAGAACUCCUCGUACUUUGUCGAGUGGAUCCCCAACAACGUCAAGUCCAGCGUGUGUGACAUCCCACCCAGGGGGCUGAAGAUGGCGGGGACCUUCGUCGGGAACUCCACCUCCAUCCAGGAGAUGUUCCGCAGGGUCAGCGAGCAGUUCACGGCCAUGUUCAGGCGGAAGGCUUUCUUGCACUGGUACACCGGUGAGGGAAUGGACGAGAUGGAGUUCACCGAGGCCGAGAGCAACAUGAACGACCUGGUCGCAGAGUACCAGCAGUACCAGGACGCCACUGCCGACGAAGAGUACGACGAGGAAGAGGAAGAGGAGGCCGUGGCCGAAUAGCGAUGAGUUCCCCCGUUCCCUUUCCAAGGCCGCCCAGGGUGUGUACCUGUGAAUGAGUUUGUGUUGCUGUGCUUUCCGUGGCUUGCCUGAUGGAUGGGUUCCAUUGCCAUUGUUGAGGCUGCCGUCUGUGAUUCGUCUGCGAUCGCUGUAAUGUGCUAUGUAGUAGGUCGACGUCCGUUUUUUGUUUCGCAUCCUUGGUCAAGUAGCAUAUGGCUUUGCACUGUGAGUGCUCUCCUGGAGCUGAUCACCUGUAAGUUCUGACGAGUAUUGGUAGUUAUUUUUCAUCUUUUUUGUGAA
Phragmites australis (common reed) is the source of this 1801-nucleotide messenger RNA. RefSeq names its product tubulin beta-7 chain. The coding region runs from base 167 to 1504 and encodes 445 amino acids. The transcript has 3 exons. Gene Ontology annotation, molecular function: structural constituent of cytoskeleton; GTP binding; GTPase activity. Lineage: Eukaryota; Viridiplantae; Streptophyta; Magnoliopsida; Poales; Poaceae. The record is from RefSeq and is a predicted model, not a curated record. Gene Ontology annotation, cellular component: cytoplasm; microtubule. Gene Ontology annotation, biological process: mitotic cell cycle; microtubule cytoskeleton organization.